AUGGUCAAGGCCGUCGCUGUUCUCCGUGGUGACUCCAAUGUCAAGGGCACUGUAGUCUUCGAGCAGGCUUCGGAGUCUUCCGCAACCGUCAUCACAUACAGCCUUUCUGGCAACGACCCAAAUGCCCUUCGCGGCUUUCACAUCCAUCAGUUUGGCGACAAUACCAAUGGCUGCACAUCUGCCGGCCCUCACUUCAACCCGUUCGGCAAAUCCCACGGUUCUCCCACCGAUACUGAGCGCCAUGUUGGAGACCUAGGAAACAUUACCACUGACGCUCAGGGAAACGCUUCUGGCAUGAUGGAGGAUAUCUUCAUCAAGCUCAUUGGCGAACACAGUGUGCUUGGACGCACUGUCGUCGUCCACGCUGGCACUGAUGACCUUGGAAAGGGUGGAAACGAAGAAUCCAAGAAGACCGGCAACGCUGGUCCCCGCCCCGCCUGUGGUAUGUAUCUUAUCUCCCAGUUCUUUGCGAAUGGAUAUGGGUAUGGGAUCUUGAACUAA
This is a messenger RNA of Paracoccidioides brasiliensis Pb18, 501 nucleotides long. Its product is annotated as superoxide dismutase [Cu-Zn]. The record is from RefSeq and is a predicted model, not a curated record. The transcript is spliced from 4 exons. Gene Ontology annotation, molecular function: superoxide dismutase activity; copper ion binding. Gene Ontology annotation, biological process: removal of superoxide radicals. The coding region runs from base 1 to 501 and encodes 166 amino acids.